AUGAUGGCGUCCUCGAUGUUCCUGACGCCGCGAGCGUUGGGCGCCUACGCCGUCGUUAUCCUCCUCUUCCUCACCAUCCGCCAGCUCGGUACCACCCACGCCACCUACAACACUUCAGAAUGGAAGGGGAAGGUCUCCCACCUGACAGGCUCCUCCGGCCCCAAACCCGCAAACUCAACCCUCGAUUUCCAGGAAAUCGUCUACAUUAGCAUGCCUUACCGCACCGACCGACAAGACGCUAUGGUGCUCACCGCCGCGCAGACGGGCCUCAAGCUCAACAAGAUGAUCAAAGGUGUUCCUUCAGCGGACGUGCACGAGAAGGCGCGCCCGCUGACGAACCAUCCCGGGGAUGAUCCGAAGAAGCCAUGGUUGGGCGUGUGGAGGGCGCAUGCUGAUGCGUGGCGGUACAUGAUUGACAAUGACAUCCAGAGCGCGCUGAUUAUGGAGGACGAUGUUGACUGGGACGUCAACGUGAAGGAGGUUUUUGGGCUUUGGAACUGGCAGAUGAAGAACAACAACUCGCUCGCUGAGAACCUGGGCAGGGGCAAGAAUGGCGAGACGUGCGAGUAUGGCUGCGACUGGGACCACCUGUCCAUGGGCCAAUGCGUCUACAAGGCCCAUCCAACCGACCACACCCACUUCUCCUACAACGACCCCAACUCCCCCGCCAUCGGCUCCUUUGCAAAGGAUAACAAAAAGGAAAUGGUCGAGACCUGGAAGUACAAGCCCGAAGACGCGGGUGUGCGUCUAGUCACGCCUUCGUACGCCCCGCUGUGCACCAUGGGAUAUGCCAUGACCCAGCGCGGCGCGCGUCGCGCCCUGUACCAAAUCGGCGGCUUUCUAGCCAUGGACAGUCCGAUCGACUUGGAGUUUAUCCAGCAUGCCAAAGACGGCCGUCUAAAGUCGUACACCAUCUCUCCGCCCACGCUCGUAAAGUGGAAGGUCUUCGGCCCCGGCGACACCGACAACGACUACGGCUUCGACUUCAAGGCCAAUCCCGACCAGGACACUACCCAGGGCGGUGGCCAGAGCAAGGGCCUGCUCAGCAGCGCGAGGCAGGCGCUCAAGGCGCUGGAUGGCAAGUUCCAUACGUGGAAGACGGAGGACAAGAAGGGCGAUAAGAAGGGUACAUAA
Didymosphaeria variabile is the source of this 1134-nucleotide messenger RNA. RefSeq lists its product as uncharacterized. The record is from RefSeq and is a predicted model, not a curated record. The coding region runs from base 1 to 1134 and encodes 377 amino acids. The transcript is spliced from 3 exons. Lineage: Eukaryota; Fungi; Ascomycota; Dothideomycetes; Pleosporales; Didymosphaeriaceae.